AUGUCAAAUCGGCCUACAGGUCAGGGAACACCUGUCAACAUCUCAGAUGACCACCAAGCCGUCCACAAGCCAGAAUUCUUUGUUUGCGCUGAUUGCGGUGAAUGUUUUCGUGAAAAAAAUGACCUGGACGAGCACGUUGUGCAUCACAAGGAGGAGAAGCCCAUUCCUUGUCCGCAGUGCGACAAAUCGUUCAAGAAGCGGGAAAAUUACGAGAUGCAUCUACGCCUGCACGCCGGGGAGGUCCUGUAUCCUUGUACGGAAUGUGAGAAAUUGUUUACCAUAAAAGCCACCUGUGACCGACACAUCAGGAGCCACAGCAUGGAGAGGCCCCACGUGUGCCGGCAGUGUGGCAAGUGCUUCCUGUAUAAUGGCUGCCUGAUUCGGCACCUCCGCACUCAUACCGGGGAACGCCCAUUUCCCUGUCCUGAGUGCGGCAAAUGCUUUCGACAAACGUCAGCACUCACCCGCCAUCUGAAAACGCACUCUGGGGAAAAACCCUUUGAUUGCCCUGAAUGUGGCAGAUGCUUCGCCAAUGAAUUUGAUGUUGUUCGACACAGAGAAACACACCGCAAUGAAGGAGAGAUCGUACAGUGCGUGGCAGCGAAUGAUGAGCUACCAACGUAUAUUAUCCUGUGA
This is a messenger RNA of Staurois parvus, 636 nucleotides long. The record is from the annotation of a GenBank genome assembly. Lineage: Eukaryota; Metazoa; Chordata; Amphibia; Anura; Ranidae.